Coprinopsis cinerea okayama7#130 is the source of this 561-nucleotide messenger RNA. RefSeq lists its product as hypothetical. The transcript has 3 exons. NCBI's taxonomy places the organism in Eukaryota, Fungi, Basidiomycota, Agaricomycetes, Agaricales, Psathyrellaceae. The record is from RefSeq and is a predicted model, not a curated record. The coding region runs from base 1 to 561 and encodes 186 amino acids.
AUGCCAGAACUGUUUGCCGACAUUCCGACAGGUCAAACCACCGCUCAGCAACAGCACGCUUUUCUCCGCAUUCACGCACCUUUCUAUCGCGCCGCCGCCCACACAGGGGAAGGGCCUCUGUUUCUUUUCAUGCUCUACCGUCAGUAUCGCGGUCGCUGGCCUGUGGAUCGCGACCAAUACCCAUCGUUAGAGGAGUGGACCCGAGCGAAUGACGUACAAGAGAUCAUCAUCAAGAAAAAGAUGGCGUGGCUCCGAAUGACGUCUCCCAAAGUGGUCCUUCCAGUAUCAUGGCGGGAGCUCAUCAACUUGCGGCCCUCCGAGCGCUUUGGCGAGAUCGCGGCCGACAUCCUCGGCAAGCUCGGAGUAGCCACCUGCCCUCGCAACAACAUCGUGCAGGACAAGAAACAUGUCAAGCGCACUAAGACCUCCGUCUCCUCCGUCUCUUCACGCGUGGCCUCAGGUUCUGGCACCAAGGAAGAUCCUUACGUCCUCGAGUCGGCGUUGGAGAUUUCGGGGUCUGGCACCAAGCAGGACCCCUAUAUGCUUGGCCACGACGAGUAG